Molecule: messenger RNA, 822 nt
Organism: Necator americanus (New World hookworm)
Lineage: Eukaryota; Metazoa; Nematoda; Chromadorea; Rhabditida; Ancylostomatidae
Exons: 9
Coding region: 1-822 (273 amino acids)
Cellular component (GO): cytoplasm
Source: RefSeq, a predicted model, not a curated record
AUGAGUAGCUUACUGGAUUUCCUACAAGUAAAUAAACACAAGGUAGUACCGUAUGCAUUUUUACGCAUGCAUCGACUCAACGAAGUUGUUGGCUUAGUGGAGUUUAUGUUCCGGAAUAAACAUAAGACAUUCCGACCAAAGAAGCGAUUUCCCCAAGGAACUCUCAGAUAUAACCUGCACAAAAAGGCCGAGGCCACACUUCACUCAGGUGUUGAUCUUCGAACAGCCGUGAGAUUACCUGUAAAUGAAAAUCUGGAUGAUUGGAUUGCUGUACACACUGUUGAUUUUUUUAACCGGAUCAAUUUGAUGUAUGGAGUCAUCGCUGAGGUGUGCACCAAAGAGUCUUGUCCAACAAUGUCUGGAGGAUCCAAAUAUGAAUAUCUUUGGCAAGAUGGAGCUGAUUACAAGAAACCCACACGAAUUGCUGCUCCGGAUUAUAUGAUGUUGCUCAUGGAUUGGAUUGAAUUGCGUAUCAAUGAUGAAAGUAUCUUCCCAACUUCUACAAAUAUUCCUUUUCCUAAAGACUUUCGCCAAAUAUGCAAGAAAAUACUCACUCGUUUAUUCCGGGUAUUCGUGCACGUCUACAUCCAUCACUUCGAUCGCUUGAUUGAUAUUGGAGCGGAGCCACAUGUCAAUACCCUGUACAAGCACUUCUAUUUCUUUGUCACGGAGCACAACAUGGUUUCUACAAAGGAACUAGAAGCACUGAAAGAGAUGACGGAAAGACUCCUCGAAAGCAGCCAAAACCGCCGUUUCAGAAAUUUGCAUAGUAAAUUAGAUUUGACGUCGAGGAGUUGCGUUCUCAUGCCAUUUUUGCCUUGA